Messenger RNA from Phytophthora nicotianae INRA-310, 1358 nucleotides. RefSeq lists its product as hypothetical. The transcript has a single exon. Gene Ontology annotation, molecular function: protein binding. The record is from RefSeq and is a predicted model, not a curated record. Lineage: Eukaryota; Oomycota; Peronosporomycetes; Peronosporales; Peronosporaceae. The coding region runs from base 606 to 1307 and encodes 233 amino acids.
UUCAUGAGGCUGAUCUGCAAGCUGCCACAUGACGGCGAUGCUGCCAGGGCUCCAUGUGCCGACCGCAUGCUCGCUUCUCGUGGCCCCGCAGCCAUCUUCCUCGCUGUCGCAGCAAGCGCCAGUGCAGUAGAAACCUUUUGUCGCACGACAUGAUAGAGCGCAUUAGGGCGGUCUGCCGUGAUCGUUGGUUGGCCUUCAUAGGAGCUCUUAGCUCUUGGAUCGAUGUAAGCAGCGACGCUGGAACUACAUAUACCCACCCACCUUGAGCCAGAACUGGGUUCGAUUAGCGAGAACGCCCAUCGCUCGUCAUCAUUGUAGUUGUGCGCUUUCCAGUGAAGCACGUAGAGCUGGAGGUGGUGUUGCGCCGAUCUAGCGCUUGACGCCAACACAGAUUUCAUUCCAGCCUGUACCGAACCCAAGCAUCGUUCAAACGCACGGCAGCUAGCGAAUGGCUUGGGAAGAGCUCCUCUCGCUAUAAACCGGUGUCGGGAACCGGUGAAAAACAUCGAAGGCCCCUUCGCACCGGAUCUUCUUCAACGUGGUCCGCAUGCGACGAGGAGAUCCAACCGCAUCACUCGGCAAGAUACUCAACAAGCAACACGUCAAUGGAGCUCAGCUUGAUCGCACGCGGGCUCUCUAUCGAUCUCGUAGCGCUCGUGGCUUCGUUUGCUUGGGAUCUCGACUCGGCGUCGGCUGCUGGCCACCUAGAGAUUGUUGAGCUUCUGCUGCAUUCGCGUCGCUCCAGUCCUGUCCGCUGCAGCUUCCGAGCACUCAAUGCCGCGGCACAGAACGGAUUCCUAUUCAUAGUGCGAGCUCUGCAUCGGAGCGGGAUCGCCUCGUGCUCCACCUUCGCAAUGAACAUGGCGGCGGCCAACGGGCACCUGGAUGUGGUCCAAUUCCUGCAUUUUCAUCGAUCUGAGGGCUGCACCAGCUACGCGAUGGAUGCGGCCGCUGCCAAGGGACAUCUGGACGUGGUGAGGUUCCUGCAUUUCCAUCGCUCUGAAGGCUGCACCACUGCAGCGAUGGAUCUGGCUGCAGCUCAAGGGCAUUUGCAGGUAGUGGACUUCCUGCACAGAUAUCGCUCGGAAGGGGCCACGGUUGCUGCUAUCGAUCGAGCCGCACAAAACGGACAUCUGACGGUGGUAAAGUUCUUCAGAGAAGUUCGCCAACAAGGAUUCACUCAGCUGGCCAUUCUGUGGGCGAGCGCCAAUGGACAUUUAGAUGUAGUGAAGUAUCUGCAACCUUCGCGAAAGCGGAGAAGUGCUCUUGGGACACUGCUAGGAGACGGACGAGUGCUGGUCUGUUAGGUGCUUUAUAUAUUAGUAGUGCCAUUCUAAAUCAGAAUCAGUUUGGACUUG